GGCGAAUAUAUGAAUUCGCCUUCGCAAAUGUCAAUUGAAUAAUUCCUACGACUGGCGAGCAAAUUGUGUGGAAAAACUUGGAAAAAAUUUGGAAAAAAUGUUAACACAAUCGCUUAGAAAUGUUUGCAGAUGGCCGGUGUUACGCCAAUUGCGAUCACAAUCAACAGCAGUGGCCAGCGAACAAACACAACCUGAAAGUGAAGACAUAGCGGUGAUUGAACAACGUAUUUUGAAGCAACCCGACUACUUCCAAGUGCACAAUUUAUUCACAAUACGCGAUUUGUUCAACGCCAGAGUACAUUACGGACACAAAGAGGGCUCCUUAGACGAUCGCAUGCGUCCCUACAUAUAUGGCAGUCGUUUGGGUCAUUUAAUUUUCGAUUUGGAUAAAACAGCCUCACAUUUGCGUGACGCUUUAAAUAUAACUGCUCACAUUGCUUUUAGGGAUGGCAUUAUAUGCUUCUUCAAUCGUAAUGCCUUGAAUGCCCAUUUGGUAGAGAAAAAAGCUAUGGAGGCGGGAGAGUUUUCUCAUACAAGAUUUUGGCGUGGCGGUAUAUUCACAAACGCCAAUGUGCAAUUUGGUGCUGUAACGCGUUUGCCUGAUUUAUGCAUUUUCCUUAAUACACAAAACAAUGUUUUGAAUCAACAUGUGGCUGUGAGAGAUGCCGCCAAAAUGGCCAUACCCACGGUGGGUAUAGUCGAUUCCAACUGUAAUCCAAAUUUAAUAGCCUACCCAGUACCUGGCAAUGAUGAUUCACCAGCGGCUGUGGAACUUUAUUGUGACCUCUUCAAAGCGGCAAUAUUGAGAGGCAAACAGAAACGACGUGAGCUGCUGGGAGAAUCAGUGGGGCAAGAAAUUACUGGUAAAACGAAUUAGGUUGUUGGUUUAGUUUGUUUGGCAAAAUGUUAAAAAAAAUAAAAUUAUGUUAAAGAAAAUUAUUAAAAAUAUACAAUUUUGUUCUUAAAUUAUUAAA
Calliphora vicina (urban bluebottle blowfly) is the source of this 974-nucleotide messenger RNA. RefSeq names its product mitochondrial ribosomal protein S2 (gene mRpS2). Gene Ontology annotation, cellular component: ribosome; mitochondrial small ribosomal subunit. Bases 98 to 877 code for a protein of 259 amino acids. The record is from RefSeq and is a predicted model, not a curated record. Gene Ontology annotation, molecular function: structural constituent of ribosome. The transcript is spliced from 2 exons. Gene Ontology annotation, biological process: translation. Lineage: Eukaryota; Metazoa; Arthropoda; Insecta; Diptera; Calliphoridae.